Molecule: messenger RNA, 2482 nt
Organism: Habropoda laboriosa
Lineage: Eukaryota; Metazoa; Arthropoda; Insecta; Hymenoptera; Apidae
Product: FYVE, RhoGEF and PH domain-containing protein 4-like
Exons: 8
Coding region: 136-2412 (758 amino acids)
Biological process (GO): cytoskeleton organization; filopodium assembly
Cellular component (GO): cytoplasm
Molecular function (GO): metal ion binding; guanyl-nucleotide exchange factor activity
Source: RefSeq, a predicted model, not a curated record
UUUAUCUAUAUUGCGUUAGCCUGUAUUAUUAAUCAUAAACAGGUUAAAGUGGACCGAAACUGAAGAUCGUCGUUAAAUUCCGUUCGUUCUUUUCUAAAACAAUUGUUCGAAUGGUUAUCGAUAAGAUGGCCUAGGAUGCACCAGGACCAACCGAUAGAUGUUUCAUUUUGGAUAACAAGGCCGUUUUUCAGAUCUAAAGAUAAAAUUGAUCUUGGCAGAACGCUUAAGAUGUUUGCCUCGAAGGCUCGAACGUCGAAUAGCACCUUUUAUAUGGAAUUGGAAACUGACGAAGUAACAGAUGACAAAGAAUCAGAUUUAAACGAGUCGAAGGAAUAUCGUGACAAAGAUUUCAUGGAUAUUCCUUCUAGCCGUUCUGACGCAACGGUAGAAGAUGAAAAGGUGGGAGAUUACGAUGGACACUCGUUUAGCAAAAUUCCUUCUUUCGGCGGUUUCUCACGAUUUCGUCCAUUUGUGGUGUCAGCUGCAAGUUGUUCCACGGAACAUGUUAAUACGGAGGAGGGAAACGAGGAGGAUGUUCCGUUCGUUCGAGUAUCGCACAGUGUGUUGGAAUAUAGGAGCAGUAGGUAUUUAGCAACGGAUAGGAAUUCUCGUCGGUAUGCGGUGGAGUCGUACACCAUUAGUGAAUCGGAGAGCGAAGAAGAAUCGGAGGGUGUGAAAUCUUCGGAAACGGAUUCCGCGAUAGUUGUGGAUCCUACUGAUUCGUACGAUUCGACUCUGGAAUUAAGAUCGGCCGGUAGGACAGACCGUUCAGAUUCGAGGAGGAAAAAGGCACGUCGAGUUGCCGAAGAAUUGUUGGCUACCGAAAAGAAUUACGUGAACGUUUUGCGAUUGAUCGACCAAGUGUUCCAGUUCAAAGUCGAUCAAGAGAAUAGAGCGCAUCCUAUGUUCAAUAUCAAAUCGAUCUACAAGUUUCACAAUGAUUUUCUAUUACCCCAAUUUGAAGAGAGGAUGCAACAUUGGGAGUCGGAUCCUAGAAUCGGAGAUAUAAUGAAAAACUUUGCGCCCUUUCUGAAAAUGUAUACAGAAUACGUGAAAAACUUCGAUUACGCGAUGAACUUGAUACAAACCCUGCAAAGUAAAGUCGUCAGGUUUGCUGCAAUCAUCGGCGAGAUUCAAAAAUUGGACGUGUGUGCCAAGUUAUCGUUGCCUCAUCACAUGUUGAGUCCUAUACAAAGAUUACCAAGAUACGAGCUCCUUCUGAAAGAUUACCUGAGAAACCUCACAGAAGAAAGUGCAGAUUACGAGGAUACUAAAAAAGCGUUGGAAUUAGUAUCUACCGCUGCUAAUCACACGAAUGAUGCAAUGAAGAAGAUUGACAAGUUCAAAAAGCUCCUUGAAAUACAAGAGAGCAUAUACGAUACGACGGAUCUAGUCAGUGCUACGCGGGAGCUAAUAAAAGAGGGCCGUAUCGUUAAAAUUUCAGCAAGGAGCGGUGAUCAUCAGGAAAGGCAUUUAUUUCUGUUUAGCGAUUUAUUAUUACUUUGUUCGAUAAGAUUAAUACCUGGGCCAUUGUAUCGAUUGAGAGCUAAAUUCCUGAUUGAAAAUUUACAAGUGUUCGAAGGCGACAAUUUAGAAACGGCAAAUACUUUUUAUAUAAGGGACGAAGAUAAAAGUGUCGAACUGUACACGCAUGCGGCUGAGGAGAAGGCAGCGUGGCUUGGCGCGUUGGUCGACACUAUGCAAGAAAUGACGAGAAGAAAAGCGAGUUUAAAAACUGGAAAUGCUAAAGCUCUCGUCGUAAAGACCGACGAUGUGUCCAGAUGUAUGAUAUGCGAGGUCAUUUUUUCUGUAAUGAAAAGAAAGCACAACUGUAGAGCUUGUGGAAUAGUUGUUUGCGGCAAAUGUUCGAAUCAGAAGUUAUUGUUCGAGGAUAAUAAGAAUAUGAGAGUUUGUCGUUUGUGUCAUGCUGCUUUGACGCAACCGCUUGUCAAGUCGCCCUCUUCGACAUCUCCGUCCGGACCGGUACCAAGUUUAUUGCAAGUUUCAGCAAGCGCAUCUUCGGUUAUAUCCGGAUAUCUUAUGUUGAAAACUCAACCGAGCAAGCCUUGGACGCGACGAUGGUUCGCGUUACACGUUGAUUUUGUUUUGUACACUUUUAAGUCUGAAAGUGAGAAUAUGGCUCUGACAGCGACACCGAUGCCUGGUUUCGUUGUCACGGAUGGUAGCAAUUUGUCCGACGAGGAUCCGUUAAGUUCCAAGGAUAGAUCGAAGGCUCUUAAAAUGCAUCAUUCUAGGAAAAGUUACUAUUUACAAGCAUCGUCGGAUGAAGAUAAGCAGAAAUGGUUUUAUGCUUUGCAAUUAGCCACUAAAGCAGAAUUACCUUCGUUCGAGACGACGGGAAACGACGAAGACGCACAAAAAGACCAAUUAAUAAUAGUUGAUGCGCGAUAAACAGGAUAUUCGUAAGAUCUUGUCCAUGACGUAGGUCAAUCUUUUACUGCCGUUAUCGUGUAAGAUCGCA